CCUGGUUCCUUCGUUCCCGACCAGCACAACGUCUUGUGAGAUGUCUGCAGCGUCCACAUGGCCGCGACGAACCGCGUGUCGGUAGGGGCAGCGAGGGUCAUACCGAUACUGCUCGUUCUCAUCGUCGGCUAUGCUUCCUACGUCGUCGUCGGACCGCUCUGCAUUUCCUACCUCAUCCAUCCUCCCCGGGGGACUCCUCGACGUCUGCUUGCGGGCAUCCUCAUCAUCGUCUUCUAUUUUGUGUUGCUCAUACCCGUGGCCAUUUCGUGGCUGAGACUCUUGCUGGCUGUACUCAUUGAGCCGGGAUAUACACAGCGAGGAGACAGUGAUCUGCAACGACCGACGGUCACAGAGCCGCCACUGGAGGGACUGGAGACGUUUUGGAUGCGCGAUGUUUUUGUCUGCGAUCAGAAUGGACUGCCGAUCUGGUGCGAUGUCUGCAAGUGUCCGAAGCCUGACAGGACUCAUCACAAUCAGGACGUUGGACGAUGCACGAGGAAAAUGGACCAUUUCUGUCCCUGGGUGGGAGGAGUAGUGGGAGAGCGAUCUUACAACUUCUUCGUCCAGUUUCUGUUCUAUACCAUGGUUUUCACUGCUUACAUUACUGGGGUGCUUGGCUACUACGUCGCUGGAUAUAAACACAACGUUCACUGGUUCGUGGUCCUCGGUCUGGCUGGCUUCUUCCUGCUGUUCACUGCUGGCAUGGUUAUGAACAGCUUAAACAUGGUGUUCAAGAACACCACUACGAUCGAGGCAGUCCGUGGCAGGAUGUACCUGGCUGUCAUUCUGCCUCCCGAAAUGCAAAGAGACCCGCUGGUACCACCCCCGCCCGCAGUGCUAUCGCAAACCCCAGGGGAUGGAGCGAGCGAUGAGGGAAGUGAGCGACAUCUGACGUCCGAAUUGGAUGAUCCUGCACAUAUCAGUUAUUUCAAACGACAGUCCAAGCCCACCAGGCGCCAGUCAACAUCACAUUCAUCUACUCCUUCGAAGUUAUGGAAGGGGACAAUCACAUAUCCGUUGAGACUACCCACUGAUCGACCACCUAUUCCUGCUCCCGAGCCAAGGACAUUCGCCAUUUUAGAAACGCCACGAGGGCUCAACCCAUGGGAUCUUGGGACGGCAAUGCUCAAUUUCAGAGCUGUUUUCGGACAUCAUUUCUACGAGUGGUUUCUUCCUCUGAGGCAUUCUCCAUGCUGCGAACAUAGCUCGCAGAUCUCGGAAUAUCCUUUGGGUCCCGAAUUUGAAGUAUUAUUAGUGGAUGCGGGCCUUGUCCGGCCCGCGACAAGCUCAUCGCAGAAGAAUGAGCGCCGGGGGAGCAGUACACCCAGCAGAAGAAAGAAGCGCAGGCUGGACGAAGGAUGGCAGAACGGGGAGAGACCCAACGGCUGGGUCAGCGAAAAGGAAGCCAGGAGGAUCCGUAAUGAAUGGCGAAGGCGUGUCAACCAGGCAGAUCACCCCUUUGGAGGGGGGCGACAGCCUGAUGAUGUAUAUUGAUCGUUGAUGCACUUUUCAGAGGCCGCGAGAACGAACAAUGAAAUUCUGCCUUGCCCCCCCCCUCCCGGCGCGAAUGCAAUGCCCUCCAGAUUACACGUGCUAUGAAAAUUGUCAUAUUUCAACUACAUGUACGUGGGUGGGUUGAGAGCAUCAGACGCGCGCUCGUCAUGACGAGUCCCAAAUGUCGUGUGGUAGAAGUCUGCUCAAAAAAGUAAUCUGGAGAGGAUGAAGAUGAAGAUGAAGAUAAAAC
This is a messenger RNA of Sphaerulina musiva SO2202, 1744 nucleotides long. RefSeq lists its product as uncharacterized. The transcript has 2 exons. The coding region runs from base 58 to 1494 and encodes 478 amino acids. Lineage: Eukaryota; Fungi; Ascomycota; Dothideomycetes; Mycosphaerellales; Mycosphaerellaceae. Gene Ontology annotation, cellular component: Golgi apparatus; endoplasmic reticulum. The record is from RefSeq and is a predicted model, not a curated record. Gene Ontology annotation, biological process: peptidyl-L-cysteine S-palmitoylation; protein targeting to membrane. Gene Ontology annotation, molecular function: protein-cysteine S-palmitoyltransferase activity.